AUGACAAAAGCAACAGAAACAGCCCUUACAAUAUUCGCAAUAUCAUCAAUAUAUUUUGCAUUAUAUACAAAAUUAAUCCCCACACCUCAAAUUUUCUAUAAUGAAAUAUUACCAUUUUUACCAUUUUGGGCUUUAGUUUCAUUUGGUUCUUAUUCUUUAUUUACUUUAGGUUGGGGUAUUAUUACUUUUAAAGAUAAAUCUAACAAAUAUGAAGAAUUAAAAAUUCAAAUUGAGGAAGCUAAGGCUUUUUAUAAAUCUAAGGGAAUUGAUAUUGAUUAG
Messenger RNA from Lodderomyces pseudojiufengensis, 279 nucleotides. It is a transcript of the gene DPM3, whose product is annotated as Dpm3p. The coding region runs from base 1 to 279 and encodes 92 amino acids. Gene Ontology annotation, cellular component: endoplasmic reticulum membrane; dolichol-phosphate-mannose synthase complex. The record is from RefSeq and is a predicted model, not a curated record. The transcript has a single exon. Gene Ontology annotation, biological process: GPI anchor biosynthetic process. Lineage: Eukaryota; Fungi; Ascomycota; Pichiomycetes; Serinales; Debaryomycetaceae.